UCCGUUGUUUGCGAUCCCAAACACCAAGAAGUUAUCUUCUCUUAUCACGAGUGCAGUGCAGCCACAGAUAUUAUGUUAGACUUAGCUGCACUUGCCACUAAAGCGAAAAAUGCUUCUUCACUCUUAUAACAUCUCAAUAAUUUGCUCACUUUCACCAUCUCCAAACCAUGGCUCUCAAUCCACUUCCAUCAAAAACCCUCAUACCUACCUCAAGUUCCGUACAUCUCACAUGCAAAACCUCAGGUACCUGAAAACCAUCGGCAUCAUCAACCCGGAAACCACCCCCCACAAAAACCCAUCUCCAGAAACCAUAGCCCAUCUCCUCUCUACCGUAAAUUUCCUCAAAUCCAGGGGCUUCUCAGAGCCUGAUUUCCCUAGACUUGCUUUCCUCUGUCCCAUGCUUUUCUCCGCCACCUUUGAUCCUGCUCAGGUUGAGCCCGUGUUUGAAUUCCUAUACUCAGACGUAGGCGCAUCCCUGGAAGAAUCAUGUUCAUUAGUCCUCCGGUGCCCUGGUCUUCUUGAAUCCAAUGUCGAGUUCUGUCUAGUCCCAACACUUGUCUAUCUCAAAAGUUUAGGCCUGGAGAAGCUGAAUCUUCCAACUACAUUGAAUGCUCAUCUGUUGAACACUCGAGUUGAGAAGCUUGAGGAGAAGGUUAUGUUCUUGCAAAGUGUUGGCUUUUCGUACGAGGAAUCGGCUAGAGUGUGUGCUAGAUUGCCGGCUAUAUUCGGUUACAGCAUUGAGCAUAAUUUGAGGCCUAAGCUUGAGUUUUUGGUGAGGGAGAUGGAGAGGAGUAUUGAAGAAGUGAAGGAUUUUCCUCAGUAUUUUGGUUUUAGUUUGAGUCGGAGAAUAGCCCCAAGGCAUUUUCAUUUGAAGGACAGGAAUGUUAAGAUUAAGUUGAAUCGAAUGUUGUUAUGGAGUGAUAAUAGAUUUUAUGCGAAGUACAAAUGAAGCGUUUCUUUU
Messenger RNA from Daucus carota subsp. sativus, 961 nucleotides. RefSeq names its product transcription termination factor MTEF1, chloroplastic. Gene Ontology annotation, molecular function: double-stranded DNA binding. The record is from RefSeq and is a predicted model, not a curated record. Bases 110 to 949 code for a protein of 279 amino acids. The transcript has a single exon. Gene Ontology annotation, biological process: regulation of DNA-templated transcription. Lineage: Eukaryota; Viridiplantae; Streptophyta; Magnoliopsida; Apiales; Apiaceae.